Molecule: messenger RNA, 951 nt
Organism: Penicillium argentinense
Lineage: Eukaryota; Fungi; Ascomycota; Eurotiomycetes; Eurotiales; Aspergillaceae
Product: DUF1183 domain protein
Exons: 1
Coding region: 1-951 (316 amino acids)
Biological process (GO): regulation of store-operated calcium entry
Cellular component (GO): endoplasmic reticulum membrane
Source: RefSeq, a predicted model, not a curated record
AUGCGCUACUCAUAUGCAGCACUGACUGCAGCUUUUGCCUCACUACUACUUGCCUCGCCAGCAACAUGCAAAUCAACGGCGAAACCACCCGGCAAAAAUGCCAUCCAACUGUCUACUGUUCAAGCGUUGACACUGCGCGCAGAUCGUAUGACGAGCUCUCGCCGCGUCUCUCCCAUUCCUCAACUUACUUGCGUUGGACCUCCGAAGGUCUGCGAUCUAUAUAAGAUCGAAUCAAUGCGCUGCAACAAUGAAGGCCAUGACUAUGAUGAGGAAGAUGUCCAAUGGACUUGCAAAGCACAACUGCCUCCGGAAUUCAAGCUUGGUUCUACCGAUGUGGUGUGCGAAGGAUAUCGGAGCUCCGAGGACCCGUGGGUCCUUAAAGGCAGCUGUGGAGUUGAAUAUCGCAUGCUUUUGACGGAAGAAGGCGAGAGAAGAUUUGGAAAGUACUAUGGCCAGUCCACGGAGCCUUUAUGGAAGCCCACAAAAGCCAAGACAGGACGACUCUUUCAAAAACUUUUGGCCUGGGCGGGAGAACUCAUCUUUUUGGGGUUCUUCAUCGCUGUUUUCGCGAUCAUAUUCUCUCCGUUAAUUGCAGCCCUCUUCGGUUAUAGAACACAACCAAGAGAUGGAGGUCCACGACGCGGAUGGGGAGGGUUUUGGGGAGGCAGCGGAGGAGGAGGCGAUGAUGGGUUUUAUCCUGGACCACCACCCCCUUAUAGCAACAAUCAUUGCUCCCCUGGGUAUGAGAGAACAGGAUGGAGACCAGGGUUCUGGUCUGGAAUUCUGGGAGGCGCGGCAGCUGGAUAUCAAAUGGGACGGAACAGUAACCGUGGUCGUUCAUACCAGUUCGGAAGGUUCAAUGACCCCGGAGAAGGCAGUUCACGCCGUUCACCACCGCGAUUCUCGACUACGACAACGGGGACAGGGCUUGGUUCAACUCGGCGCAGAUAG